Molecule: messenger RNA, 1527 nt
Organism: Cordyceps fumosorosea ARSEF 2679
Lineage: Eukaryota; Fungi; Ascomycota; Sordariomycetes; Hypocreales; Cordycipitaceae
Product: allantoate transport protein
Exons: 2
Coding region: 1-1527 (508 amino acids)
Biological process (GO): transmembrane transport
Cellular component (GO): membrane
Molecular function (GO): transmembrane transporter activity
Source: RefSeq, a predicted model, not a curated record
AUGAAGCAAGAGAAGGAGACAGCCGCCGACACCCCGGCCGCCGCCGCCGUCUCCUCCGCCGACGACGCCCUCGCCCUCGUCGGCGAGCGCCCGCUCCUCACCUCCAUCGACCCCGCCCUCGCCGCGCGCGUCGUCCGCAAGAUCGACCUGUACCUCGUCCCCUUCAUGCUCCUCGGCUACGGCCUCGUCUACUACGACAAGGCCAUCCUCGGCUCCGCCGUCCUCUUCGGCAUGACCGCCGACCUGCACCUCACCACCGUCUCCCCCACCAACCCCGGCGCCGUGGACACCCGCCGCCUCAGCUGGGCCACCUCGCUCUUCUACUUUGGCAUGCUCGCCCUCGUCUACCCGCUCUCCUUUGCCCUGCAGCGCUUCCCCGCCGGCCGCGUCCUCGGCGCCGUCGUCCUGCUGUGGUCCCUCGUCUGCGCGCUCACCGCUGCCGUCACCUCGCAUCGCGGGCUGUACGCCCAGCGCUUCGCCCUCGGCGCCGUCGAGGGCGUCGUCCCCACGGCCUUCAUGACCCUCGUCGCGGGCUACUACACCCAGCAAGAGCAGGCCCUCCGCCAGGGCUGGUGGUUCUCCGCCACCGGCCUCUUCACCAUCAUCGGCGGCGCCCUCAACUACGCCUUUGCCCAGAUCGAGGGCGGCGGCCUCGCCCGCUGGCAGUACAUCUACCUGCUCGCCGGGGCGCUCACCUUCUUCUUCGGCCUCGCCUGCUUCGCCGUCCCCGCGUCCCCGGUCACCGCCUGGUUCCUGACGCCUGACGAGCGCGUCGUCGCCGUGGAGCGCCUGCGCGCGGGCCAGACUGGCCUGCGCUGCGCGCGCUUCAAGCCCGCGCAGGUCCGCGAGGCCCUCGCCGACAGCAAGGUCUGGCUCGUCUUCGUCAUGAUGGCCGCCUGCUACACCAUGAAUGGCGCCGUCAGCGGCUUCGGCCCCCUCAUCGUCUCCACCUUCGGCUGGGACUCGCUGCACGCCAUCCUGCUGCAGUUCCCGCUCGCCGCCAUCUGCUUCGUCGUCAUCCUCGCCGUCGGCCACCUCGGCGGCCGCUUCGCCAACAUCCGCGUGUUCCUGCUCAUCGGCACCUGCCUGCCCGUCAUCGUCGGCUGCGCGCUCAUCUGGAAGUCGGCGUGGACGCACCACGCCGCCGCGCCCGUCGUCGGGUACUCGCUCACCGGCUUCUUUGGCGGCACCGCCAGCCUCAUCAUCACGCUCGGCAUGGCAAACGUCGCCGGCCACACCAAGAAGAGCUUCAUGGCCGCCACCAUCUUCGUCGCCUACUGCGUUGGCAACAUCGUCGGGCCCCAGCUGGUGUGGUCCGAGACCAAGGCCCAGCACUACCCUGCCCUCUGGCUGGGGCUGAUUAUAUGCUAUGUAAUUGUCAUCGUAGCUGCGCUGGCGCUGUACUUUGUACUACGUCGUGAGAACAAGAUACGGAGCGCCCUGCCUGUCGAUGAGGCCGAGCGCGACAAGCUAGCUUUCCAGGAUCUCACUGAUAAAGAAAAUCCCUACUUUCGAUAUGUUUAUUAG